UUAUGUAAGUGUUUGCUUUCCAGUUGUGGUUUUCUCCAUCCUAUUUCUUCGUACUUCUUCUUUUAUUUAGAGAUGCCCUUUCGGUGUUUCUUGAAGAAUGGUUUAGGUUUGCUGUACUCUUUUAGCUUGUGUUUGUUGGAGGAAUUCUUUAUUCCCCCUUCUAUGUUAAAUGAUAUUCUUGCUGGAUAGAGUAUUCUAGGCUGCAAAUUGUUUCCUUUCAGAAUUUAAGUAUAUCUUGCCCCUCCCUUCUGGCCUUUACUGUUUCUGUGGAGAAAUCAGCCUUCUGCCAUGUGGGUGUUCCCUUAGAAUUAACCCUUUGUUUUCUUCUUACUGCCUUUAGAAUCCUCCCUCUCACUUAAACUUUUGCCAUUCGUAUCAUAAUAUGUUUUUGUGUGGGCCAGUUUGGGUUCAACUUGUUUGGGGCCCUCUGGGCUUCCUGUAUCUUGAUACCAGAUUACUUUGUUUAGUGUUGGAAAGGUUUCAGACAUAAUUUCAUUGAAUAUACUUUCAAUCCCCUUUUCUUUUUCUUCUCCUUCUGGAAUUCCUAUUAUGCAUACAUUGGCCCUCUUUGUAUCACCCCAUGGAUCUCUUAUACUGCUUUCAUGUUUUUUCAUUUGGUUUUCUGUCCACUGUCCCGACUGGGUGAUUUCCAUGAGUCCAUCUUCCAGGUCACCAAUUCCUCCCUCUGCAUCAUUCAUUCUGCUCGUCAGUUCCUUUAGCUCAGUUUGUGUCUCUGAACAUGAAUUUCCUAAUUUUUCUCUGUUCCUACUUACACAUUUCUGGUUCCUUUCCAAAGGAAUCUGCAUUACUUUUCACCUCUGCUCUUAAUUCCUUGAUAUUCAGACUCAAUUCCUUCAGUAGUUUCACCUCCUCCCUUUUGAACACAGUGUCUAUCAGACUACCAAGGACUGUUUCAUUUUUUUGCUGCUUCAUGUGAAUUCUCCUGUUCCUUUAACUGGAAUUGGUUCCUGAGCUUCUUCAUCUUGCUUAUGGUUUUCUCUUUCUGUGAGUUUAGGGAAGCCAAACUGAAGUCUUGGAGGGUGACUUCUAUCAGGAACACCCUUGUAUUUUUGGGGGGUUGCUAUUUUUCUUCGUCAUGGGAAUUUGAAUAUUAGGUGUCUUGUUCUUUGGUAUGAGCAGGCUGUUAUCCCCAAGGUGCUGAGUGUGUUCCCAGGGAGCAGGAGGCAAUGCUUAGGGGUAGUAGUCAGUGCCUGGCUGCUGGGCUCUUAACAGCAGCAAGGACCUGCAGGAAGGUGGCACAGCCUUCUCCUUAUUGAAGGACCCUGGGAAGUGUGGAUGAGACUUAGGCGGAUUUACAGGAUGCCCAGAGCAUUUGGCAGUGGCAACAGCAGGGUGGGUGUGUUCCCAGGGGAGCAAGAACAGCAACAGGUGGUAUUCCACUGCAAUGUCCUCCUCUGUGGUGCCCUCUGAGGUGGCCGGGGCUGCAAAUGAUUCCUGAUCAGGGUCCCCCAGAAGCAGUGAUUGUGAACUGGGAGGGACUUUGGAUGAAGGAUAUACCCUUAUGAGAAUCAGAGAGGAUGGGAAAAUGGAGCCAGUAGGGGUUUUAGUGGCUAGGAGAGAUGAUGGCCCAGUUGUUGGAGGGAGAAAGUGAAAUUUAAGUGGGAAAGGAGGGCUGAAAGGUUAUUAAGGAAGACAUAGUUCCUGACACAUGUCCAUUGGUGCAGACUGCUUAAUACCAAACCAAUUGUUCCUAAUUGUUGGAUCUCGUUAGGAGGACGAACAAGGAGUAUGGAAUUGCUUUAGGUUUCCUAUUUGACAGCUUUCCGGACAAACAUCAGGAAGAAGGUAUCCUGCCUGAGCCACCUUCCUGUAUGACCUUGAGCCACAAGGGGUAUCUACUUUAUCCUUUCAACUGUAAAAUGGGGAUCACAUCAUAGGACUGCUCGGAAGAGGAGUAUCAGGAUAUAGGGGCUGUUGCUGAAACACAGGGGGAUUGCCAAGCAUCCGCUGCCACGAGUCCCUGUAAGAGGGUCCCAACAGCAGCCAGGGCAGCAAGGACAAACUUCUUCCCGCCCAACACCAAUCCUGGCCUCCCCAGGGUCCUGAGGAUUGUCCUCCACGUUCCCUCCAGUAACAGAAGCACUGCAAGUCAACUUCCAAAAAUAUAACAUACACUUCAAUAUUCCACUUAUUAUAGUAACAUAAACCAAACCAAAAUGUGGCCCUUUCAGGAACCCAAAGAAUUAUUCCUGCAUGCAAUAAAUAUCCCAACCACUGGCUUGGCACAGAAAGAACUUCACAAACCCCCCAAGCCCGGGGCAUCACUGGGAAUCCCACAGAGCCAGGUACACGGCCCAAAGGGUAGUUGAACAUAGGACCAUGUCUCUCAUUCACUGUCUGGAAUGCCUCUUAAGAAAGCUGCCAGGAACUCUGUUCCUCAUAAGCCAUCUCCCUUAGCAGUUUUUUUUUCAUUACAGAAAAAGCAAUCAUUGCCAUUCUGUAGGGAGUAAUGGGCCCAGCCUAAGAGAAUGAAUCAGCACUCCUUUUUCUCCUUUGGAAGAUCUCCUCCCAAAUACUUUUUGCUCAACUGCAAGAACUCCCUUGCCCCCAGGGGCCCUUCACCUAUAUAUCACCUCCCAACAGAACCCCGGGCAUCUCAGGUUAAUUUAAAAGACUGCUGUGCCCAGGUUUGGCUCUGGAUGUGGCACCAGGGACAGAGUGGAGUCAGGAGUUGGUCAUUGGGAACAUCGUGCACCAUUUGGCCAGUCCUUGGACAGAGGCAAGAAGGCAGGGCUUAGUGCCCUAGGAGUCUCACUCCUGGCAGCCAGACACACUGGAUCCCAGCUCUGGUGUUACUAGCUCCUUGGUAGUCAGGUCCAGCCCCUUGUAUUGCCCCGCCUCCUGUCCUAGAUGCACACUACCCUCCACUCUCCACACCAGAGGCUCGGACACACUACACCGGCCAUGUCCUCCCACACUCGUGUGGCCCUGGUGACUGGCUCAAACAAGGGUAUUGGCCUUGCCAUUGUACGGGAGCUGUGUCGGCAGUUCUCGGGGGAUGUGGUACUCACAGCCAGGGAUGUGGUUCGGGGACAGGCGGCAGUGAAGCAGCUGGAGGCAGAGGGCCUGAGCCCACGCUUCCACCAGCUGGACAUCAAUGACCUGCAGAGCAUCCGGGUCCUGCGUGACUUCCUGUGCAAGGAGUACGGGGGGCUGGACGUGCUGGUCAACAAUGCGGCCAUCACCCCCAGAACUCUAAGAGCUGCCAAUCCCACACCAUUUCAUACUCAGGCAGAAAUGAUGAUGAAAACCAACUUCGUGGGAACCCGAGAUGUGUGCACCGAGCUUCUGCCGCUAAUAAGACCCAAAGGCAGAGUGGUGAAUGUGUCUAGCACUGAGGGUGUCAGAGCCCUUAACGAGUGCAGCCCUGAAUUGCAGCAGAAGUUCAAGAGUGAGACCAUCACAGAGGAGGAGCUGGUGGGGCUCAUGAACAAGUUUGUGGAAGACACAAAGAACGGGGUGCACAGGAAGGAGGGAUGGAGUGAUUCGACCUACGGAGUGACAAAAAUUGGGGUCUCUGUGUUGUCCAGGAUCUACGCCAGGAAACUGAGUGAGCAGAGAGCAGGGGACAAGAUCCUCCUGAAUGCCUGCUGCCCAGGGUGGGUGAGAACUGACAGGGGACCCAAAGCCCCCAAGAGCCCAGAGGAAGGAGCAGAGACCCCCGUGUACCUGGCCCUUUUGCCCUCAGAUGCAGAGGGGCCUCACGGUCAGUUUGUUUCUGACAAAAAAGUUGUAGAGUGGGGUGUUCUCCCUGAGAGCUUCCCCUGGGUCAAUGCAUAAUUUGUGUCCUGAUUUCCCCAAAAGGGUACUUACACUGUCAAUGUAUCCUGAUGCAAAAAUGAAAAAGAAAACAGAGAACCAAAUUGUCUCUAUUAAGUCCCCACUCACAGAGGGCUGCUCAUUCUGUGAAGGCUUAUGUGAUUACUUCUCUGACCCCAAGGAAGGGAAACAUGGAGUAGAUGACAAAUAAUGUAAACCAAUCAAGAGAUGAAUAAAUGGCUCUUCAUAAAGGUC
Messenger RNA from Sus scrofa (pig), 4035 nucleotides. Its product is annotated as carbonyl reductase [NADPH] 1-like. The record is from RefSeq and is a predicted model, not a curated record. NCBI's taxonomy places the organism in Eukaryota, Metazoa, Chordata, Mammalia, Artiodactyla, Suidae. Gene Ontology annotation, molecular function: carbonyl reductase (NADPH) activity.